Messenger RNA from Dicentrarchus labrax (European seabass), 10867 nucleotides. It is a transcript of the gene crybg1a, whose product is annotated as crystallin beta-gamma domain containing 1a. The record is from RefSeq and is a predicted model, not a curated record. The coding region runs from base 117 to 10142 and encodes 3341 amino acids. Lineage: Eukaryota; Metazoa; Chordata; Actinopteri; Moronidae. The transcript has 23 exons.
CGCUGUGCAGGUUACGGUGAAUCACUCCUCCAGAGGCUAUAAGUAGCACCACUCUUGUCCUGCUGUUGUUUCCCUGCUCGCACUUUGUGAACUUGGACUUUUAUUUUACGGUCACAAUGAGUAAGUCCGGCACACUGAAGGGCUUGUUUAAAUUAAAGUCACCUGAGAAAGAAAGCAAGGAGCGGAAACAGUCGGGCUCUCUCAAAGAUGGAGCCACGACCCCCAGGGACAAGUCGGAGACUUUACCGACGAGCCCCGGACCCCUCAGCCCGGGAGACAACGCCACACUGACCGGUGACAUUUUACCCAUUUCCCCCAAAGUAAAGAAAAGGCGGCUGUUGUCGUUCAAGCUGAAACGGAAGAAAUCCAAGCGCAAAGACGAAGGAGGAGGAGAGGUCUUCUUCCCUGAGACUGAUGAACUGGACAGCUUCAACAGCCACCGGAGCUACGACCAGAUGAGUGUUUCCACAGAGUGCAGUUUCCGGACUGAAUCGGACUGGGACCCUUAUUCUGAGUCCUCCUCCAUGAUCAGCUUUGACAUGACUCAGCCUUACAACCCAACUUCACCCUCCAAAUUCUCCAAGAAUUCCGAGGAGAAGAAGGGAGUGUUUGAUCGCCUCAGCAACUUCUUCUCGUCCAAGAGAAAGAAGAGCAGUAGUAGGCGGCAUUCAGAAGCCUCCAGCGAUGCAAGUUCCCCAACAUCCCCCUUGUCUCCACGUUUACCCCAGUCUCAACAGGAGGAUGGGCUAAAGACUCCUACUCCUUCUCGAAAAGACAGUGAGCUAACGAGCCCUCAAUAUGCAGAGAGCAGAACAGGAGCACCUGAAACGCUCAGCCAAAGCUCCAGUCCCAGCACUUCAAGCAUGAUUUCUCUAAUGACCAAUGAUGCAGACGUCCCGUUCGCAGACAGUAACAGCAGUGGCCGAAGCAGUGUGAGGGAGGUGCCUGUGUGCAGGGUCAGCACAGACAGCGGAGAAAGGAAUUCUGGCAAUGUGACUCCCACCACUGUGGACCCUGCUGCCACCGUUUGUCUAAGUGCUGAUCUGAACUCAGAAUUAGGUUUUGCAGAGUCAGUGGUGGAGGAAGUAAGCAGGAGGCUGCAUGUCAGUUUGGAAGAAAGUAUCCAUAACACUACAGAGGGCUCCAGGGAGGAUAAUGCAGUUAACCAGACAGCACUGUCGACAUUUAAAAUCCCCCUUUCUGUUGCAGCUGAGGGUCCAAAGUCACCUAAUUUAACCUCUAUAAGCUUAGCUUCAAAGAAAGCAUCCGUGAAAAUUGGAGAGAAGGGACACAGCACUUCCCUAAGAGGAAUAACUUUAGGCUCUCAGUCGUCCACCUCACAGCUCAUCAGGACUCGACAGGAAGAUGGAGACUCGCCAGUCAUAUCAAGAGAAAACUCAGGAGCCAAGAGGAGGGGUCAGAUAUUCUCUUGGGACUCUGUAACCGCAGGAUGUAGCCCCUCACCAGAGAAAGAGCAAGUACCCAGAGGUGAUUCUCCUGUCCAACUCCACAAAGCCAUAUGGGUGGAAACACACCUGGGAGAGGAGGAGGAAGGGGAGUGGGAGGAGGGGAAGGAGAAGGAUGUAAUGAAGGAAGGGGAGGAGGGCUUCAGAGCAGACUCGCCUCCCGUGCUGGCUAUACCUGUCACAGUAAUUCCUGAGGACGACCCAGUAACUCAGGGAGCUGCAGACAGCCCUUCUUCCCCCUCAGAGACUUUGCCGUCCAGUGGCAGCCUGCCAGAAUCAGCCCUCUCCUUGGCACCGACUGCACUGGAGUCCCAAACAAACGUACCGCAGCCAGAGGAGCCCGACACUGGCACACAGUCAAGGAAACGCAGACCAAGAGAGCUUCGUGUUACGCGCAAGACUGUGAAUCUGCCCUCGAAGAACAAGGUUUUUGCCCAAAAGGUGUACGUAAGCCCGGAGCCAAGUUUGGAUGGGAACGAACCAGCCGGAGAAGAGAACAGCAGCGAUUCAACUUUAAAGACUUCAGACACGACAGAAGUAAAAGCACUGCCAAGCCUCCAAAACAAGAAUGUGGAACUCAAGGAAGCUGACCUUGGGCCAAUUUCAGCAACAGAUGGGACUACAAACUCUGACACAAAUAGUCCUGAAGCAGUAGUUAAGGACAAAACUGAUUCUGAGGCCUCUGACUUUGAUGAUACCUCUGCAACCUCGGACAUGUACAGAGCAAAGUCACAAGCAGUGGGGUCUGGGGUAAAAGGCACAAACCAGGCUUCACUCUCCAAACGAGGGCUUAAAUCAGCAGCAGAAAGUCAGCAUACAGCAGCAAGUGGAGCAAAGACCCCAUCCUCAGCAGCUGGCAGCAAGGCCAAAAAUGUGACAAAAAAGGAUAAGCCCUCCACAGAGAGUGUAAAAGUGGGAACAUCCAGUGAUGUUCCAUCACAGAGGGAGCAUAGCAGUGAUAAGACAGUUUCUAUGUUACCAGCAGUAAAAGACCAAAGCCCCAGUGGGGGUUCAAAGUCUAAAAUCCCCAAAAGGUCAACAUCAGAUGCUGAUGUGAAAUCACCAGUAACACCAGAUAAAACAUCAGUGACUGAUGCCUCAGGGUCAGUGGUGAAUUCCAAACUGCAGAAACAACCCAGAACCAAAGAAUCUUUGAAAUCUCCGGUUACUACAACCAAAACUGGCAGGAAACCAAGUUUUGAAGAAGCCAAGGGAGGGAAAGCUCUGUCAGGAGACAUUUCUCCCACAAAAACCACACACAAGGCAGUAACAAAGCAUAUUAAAGAAAGGUCAGAUGAGGACAGUGGCUCUUUAAACCUGGUAAAUGGUGUGGAGAAAGACCAUGUGGAGAGUAGUGAUAAAACAGGACCCCGAACUGACAGGGAGAGUCUGGAUGUCAAAAAACAAGAGCAAAACCAUCUGGAGAAUAAUCCCUCCUUGGAAUCAAAUAGUCGGUUGCCCAUUUCAUCUCCGACAAGAAAGAGGAACAAUGAGGUAACUGAAACAAGUGGCACUAACUAUAAAAAAAGAACAUCCAGUCAGACAGACUCAGACAGACCCAAAGCAGCCCAGAAGCAGAAUCCAGAGCAGCAAGAAGUAACUCCUAGCGAGAGACCUGGUAGUGAGACACCACCCCCACUCCCUGAAAGUCCCAAGAAAGGAAGCAUGCUGUCAACAAGACUAUCCAAACCCCUCUCUAAAAGAAGCACUAGUCAUAAAGAGAGUGACACGUGUGUCUCUCCACCUCCCACCAAGCAAGAGAAAACUGUCUUAUCAAGGCUCUCCAAACAAAGCGACAUCAAACACCACAAAAGCUCAGCAAAGGAUUCAGCUGAUCCACCAUCAUCUGUUAGCAAGCUUCCUACAAGAGGUCAGAGAAGCUCCAACAAAGUAAAAUCUGAAAAAAAUUCAGGACCUGAGAAUUUUGCAAGCACAUCUGUAUCUGUACAGGACGACUCAAAUCAGAACACUAACACAGAGACAACUGUCAAAGAAUCUGAGAGUGCCAUCGCAGAUCAGGUGAAGGACAGUGCCAGUGGAGACAGAUUGAAAUUCAAGUCACUGUCUACAGAGGAAGAAGGUUGCAUAAUGAAAACCACAGUGAAUCAGGCCAGUACUACUGAAAUCAAAAUGAAAGGAAAAGAGACAAAGGAAUUAGAGGAGUGCAUAACCAGUCCUACAAUUGAAGAGCUUUCAGGAAUCCAGCCAAUUCAAAACAACAAUGCAAUUAUUACAGAAGCCACUCAAGCAAAAGUUACACUAGUCACAGGCCCAGGAGCUGAGGUAUUGCCUCUUGAGGUUGUCAAGGAAAGUCCAUCUCAGUCGCCAGUUACUGAUAGCCAGGAAGGACAGUGUGAGCCUCCACCUGAAAAUGUAUCUCACAUUCAACGUGACAACACCCCACAGGAACAGGAAACAUCGUUAUCACCAAAACCUUGUCCAAAAGAAGUAAAAGGGAAAGACAUUGUAGAGGCAACCCAGUUAAUAAGUAAUAUAAAACUAGAUUUAAUUCAGGAGCCAGGCCUUAAAGAGCCAAUUUCAGCAGUGUUGGCUCAGGACAUAAUACCAGCUCAAAAGGAUGUAAGUGAUAUGUCAGCCAAACCUGUUUUGGUUAACAGCAUUCACUGUGACAUAAUGACUGACUCUGAGCAGGAAGAAGUUAUGCCUGGUAGUGUUUCCCUUGAAAAAACAAAUAAGGUAACUUCUGACAAAGAUGUUGAGCCAAAAGAUGUACUUCCAGGCACUGUUUCAGUUGAUGCUAACCUGGCCAGUAAAGAGCAGCAAAAGGAUCAAACCACAGAUAACAUUCUUGAAAAUAAUAGAUUGCCCACAGUCAGCAGACAUGCAGUAAAAGAUUCUGAGGUAGAGGAGAAAAGUAAAGAGGGUGUUGGCAGGAAACCAGUAGAGUCUUUGGACAUUCAAACAGAGACUGUGACUGUUUGUGAAUUGCCCAAGAAUGUUGAAAAUCAACCGGACAAAGAGUCUCUUUUACUGAGAGCAGAAUUUGAAAGGCAGGAGAAAGACUCAAAACCAAAUGAAAGGCCGGAUGACGCAGCGAUGGAAAGCACUGACUCACAGAACAGUUGCAAAAAUGAGCUCAAGGGUAUAACUAUCGAGGAUGAAGCAGAGAAAGACAUUAAAGAGCCAGAGAAACCAACACAUCUAUCAUCAGAGGAGAAAUGUUUACAGCCUGACCCAGAUGAAGAACCACAGACGGUAGUUACAAAUGCUCUACCAGAGAAGGAGACAGAGACAGAGCAAGCACAAAAGGCACUCCAUGAAAAUACUACCAGUGUCGUCUAUACAAAACAGGAAUGUGGGAUACUCUUAAAAGAAAAUGCAGAACGUUUCAAUAAGGAAAUGGAUCCACAGAUGAACAUAUCAACAGUAAAAAAUGAACAGGAACCCAAAGUACUUCUAACCAAAGAUGAGGAGGUCAGGAAUAAUAAAUCAGAUCCGGAGGACAAACACACUGACGUAAAGGAGACUCCAGAACCUAAAGCCAUAAGCACUACAGCUCAAAUUGCUGAAGGCACUAAAGAAGAGAGUGAAACAAGGGAAUUUGAUAAAAAAUUACCAAAUAAAAUUACAAAUGAGACUGCUGACACUAAAGUUAGUAGCCAAGAGGACCAGACCACCUUGAUUGCUAAAGACCAAGAAGAGGACAUUAAAAAAACUGAUGAAAAUGUUUCUACAUCAGCAGAAUCCAAAUGUCCAAAAUCUAACGUAGAACAGCAACCUGAGACAGAAAAGGCUUCAGAGAAGACAAAAGAAGAAGUUUUACAAAUGGAUACAACUCAAGAACUAAGUGAAAUCCAGAGUGCUGUAGGUAGUAAAGAAGAGACUGAAACAAAAGAUUCAUCAAUGAAGAUUUUGGAGAAUGAGACUACAAUUACGAUUGCUAAGACUAAAAUUAGUAUCCAGGAAGAUCAGAAAUCCAUAAUUGUCAGGGACCAUGAUGAUGACAUUACAAAACCAGAGAUAACUAAAUCAAUUAAAUCCAAAUGUCCAAAUGCCAACCUAAAACAGGAACCAAAGACUGUAACGAAAGGAUCUCCAAAGACUAAAGAAGAUACCAAAACUGAAAAAUCAACAGUUUUCACAUCUGAACAAGCAACUAGUAAGACUCAUACGAAACAGGAAAAGAAAAAUAUAAUUAAAAAGGAUGUAAAUAAAGUGACAAAGCAGGAGGAUCAGCAGAUGAAACCAUCAAAGAUAGAUACCAAGCAAGAGUCAAAACCAAUUUUUGGAGACAAUGCAUCUAGCUCCCAAAACAGUGGUGGAGAUCAAAAAGACAAGCCCACUGUUUAUUCAGAUAAAGUACUUAAUAGUACUGAUGCCGAGAAGAAUGAUGAAGACAAAGAUGAGGAGGUCAGGAAUCAUGAAUCAAAUCAGGAGGACAAACACACUGACGUUGUAAAAGAGAGUCCAGAACUUAAAGCCUUAAGCACUAUAGCUCAAAGUGCUGAAGGCACAAAAGAAGAGAGUGGAACAAAGGAAUUUGGUAAAAAAUUACCAAAUGAAAUUUCAAAUGAGACUGCUGACACUGAAGUCAGUAGCCCCAACGACCAGGCGGCCUUAAUUGCUAGAAACCAAGACAAGGACAUUGAAAAAACCGAGGAACAUUCUUCUAUAUCAGCAGAAUCCAAAUGUCCAAAUGCUGACCUCGAACAGCAACCUGAGUCUGAAAAAGCAACGGAGAAGACAACAGAAAGACAAAUGGAUACAACUCAAGACCUAAGUGAAACCCGGCGUGCUGAAGGUAGUAAAGAAGAGACUGAAACAAAAGCCUCACCAGUAAAGCGUUUGGUGAAUGAGACUGCAAUUAUAACUGCUAACAGCAAAGUUAGUAUCCAGCAAGACCAGAAGUCCAUAAUUGUUGUCCAAGAUAAGGACAGUACAAAACCAGAGAAAAACAAAUCAACACAAUCCAAAUGUCCAAGUGCUGCUAACAUAGAACAGGAACCAAAGACUAUAACAAAAGAAUCUCUAAAGAUGAAAGAAGAUACCAAAUUACAUGAAAAGUCAAGUCUUUUCACAACUGAACAAGAAGCUAGUAAGACUGAUACGAAACAGGAACAGAACAACCUCAUUAAAGAGAGUGUAAAUAAAGUGACAAAGCAGGAGGAUGAGCAGCUGAAGCCAUCAAAGAUAAAUGCCAAGCAAGAGUCAGCAGAACCACUUUUUGUAAAGGAUGCAUCUAACCAAAAAAGCGGUGGAAAACAAAAGGAUAAGCCCAGUGUUGUUCCAGAUAAAGUACUUAAUAGUACUGAUGCUGAGAAGAAUGAUGAAAAAACAAAAACAGAUAGCAGUUUGAAACAGGAACUGCAGACUUUAAAGGAAGAGAAAUCCAUGAACCUCAGUGAUCCACAAAAGCCUUCAAAGCCAACACUCAAUGGCAGUUCGUCUCUUUCUGCUACAGUGAAACCACCCAGUCCGUCUCUAAGUCUCCAGCUAAAGAAGGAAUCUCCAUCUAGCUGGUUAGAUGUUGAAUAUCAUCAAAAACAGAAGAAGGAACACAAGAGAAGACUAAAUGCCUCAGCCAGUGAGGAUGAAUCUCUUGAGUCUGAUGACUUUGAUGAUUUUAUCAGGAGCAUUAAGGAGGGCAGCGUUCCUUUCUCACUACCUCCAAAGAGGCACAUCCGUAAAAAGUCCCCGUCCCCACCUUUUUCCAUGCCGGCCAUUAAGGAAGACCGUUUCGAGAGAACGUUUGAUCCAGAGCAAUUCCAGUUCGGCUUAAGGAAAAAUAGCAAAAGUUUUAGGGAUCCUUCACCAGCUAUGGUGAUUAAACAAAAAGCAGCUAAUAGGGAAGGACGGACCCUGGAAAAACGUGCACAAGAUAAUGACAUGCAUACAGCUAGAGACCAAAUUAAAUCGCUUGAUGAGGUGGAAGGAAAAGCUGGAAUCAAAGAGGGGGCAAAUAUUGAUGCAGGAAAAGAAGAGCAACAAAACAAUGGAGAACAGCCUGGAAAGCUGACGUCACGACUUGAAAGGAUGUCCAUCCUCUCGAGCUUGCUGAAUUCUCCUCGGUCCUCCAGGAAGACCAAAGAGGAAGCUACCUCUGCCUCAAAUAACACGCAUUCAUCUAACCAACUACAGGACCUGCCCUUGCUGGGGAAGCAGGGAGUUGGUGAUUCACCUCUGCCUGGCGCUGAAGCAGAUAAGGAGGGUGCGAAAGGCAUAGAUCAAGGCUCACUUGUGGGUGGUGGUAUAGGUACAGUCAGUGAGUCAGCACUCAGCCCCUCCUCUCCUCCUCCUCCUAUGCCCUCAUUCUCGGAGAUAAAGUUGCCUGAUCAUUUAGAGAAAUACCUCAAGAAGAACAAAAGAGAAUCUGAGGCCUCCCAGGGCUCUACACAGACGACUAAAACUACACUGAAUCCUAAGGGGAGUACUGUGAUGGACAAAACCUCAAAAGCAGGAGCACCUAAUGUGGAUGUGGGCCUGAAGUGCCCUGCAGGACUGCCUCCAACCAGCAACUACAGCCAGCAGACUUCUCGAAAUGGACAUUCAACUUCUAAGACUAAGAUACCUGCAGUAAGAGGGUUCCACAAGAGGCCCGGCAAGAUCAUCAUACAUGAACAUGCUCAGUUUGGAGGGGAAGCGUUUGAACUCUACUGUGAUUUAGAGGACACCACCACAUUGAAGCUGUCACCGAUCAUCUCAGUCAGAGUUAUCAGAGGAUGCUGGCUCCUCUAUGAAAAACCUGGCUUCCAGGGUCGUAUCAUUGCCCUUGAAGAAGGUCCUACAGAGCAGAUAGUGAAUAUGUGGGCAGAAGAGGGAACUCCAACAACAUUAGACCAGAUGGGUCAGCCUGUGCCAACAGCACCUAUGGUCAUAGGUUCUAUCCGAUUGGCAGUCAGGGACUAUAGCAUACCCCAAAUUGACCUGUUUGCAGAGGUGAAUGGGUUGGGGAGGAUGUCCUCCUACUGUGAUGACACUGUAGAGAUUGGCUCCUAUGGGAUCCCACAGACCACUGGCUCCAUUAAGGUCCAUUCUGGAGUCUGGUUGGUGUACACUGAUCCAGGGUUCGGAGGUUUUGUAGCAGUGCUGGAGGAGGGGGAGUAUCCCAGCCCAGACGCCUGGGGUUUCCCUGAGCCCUUCAUUGGGUCUCUCAGACCCCUCCGAAUGGGAGCAAUCAGGGUGGAGCAUCCUAAUGACUUCAAGGCCUUAGUGUUUGAGAAGCCCAACUUUGAUGGAGAGUGCAUAGAGGUCGACAGCAACGUGUACAACUUGCAAGAAGAACCAGACGAGGAAAAACCAGGAAAACCGGACGAGAACAAGAAGACAUUGUCUGCAGUGGGCUCUAUAAAGAUACUUGGUGGUCUCUGGGUGGGUUAUCAAGAGGCAGACUUUGAAGGCCAGCAGUACAUCCUGGAGGAGGGGGAGUAUCCUCACUGCGGUGACUGGGGAGGGUCAGAGGACGGUCUCCUGUCACUCCGGCCUGUAGACACAGAUUUCCUGUCCCCCCAUGCUAAACUGUUCAGUGAGCAGCACUUCGAUGAGCUGGGGCUCAGCAUGGACUUGUUGGGUCCCGUCGUCAACAUGGAGGACGUCGGCUACGGUGUAAAAACUCAGUCUGUCAACAUCAUGAGUGGAGUUUGGGUGGGCUUUGAGAAGCCUGGGUUCAGCGGAGAGCUCUACAUCCUGGAGAAAGGCCUGUAUGCAAGCCCAGAGGACUGGGGAGCCCUGAACUUCAAGAUCUCAUCUAUACAGCCCGUCUUCCACGACACACUGAUGGGGACAACAAAAUUUAAGGUGCAGCUGUACUCUGAGCCAGACUUCCAGGGAAGGCUGGUGUCUCUGGAGGACAGCACAGAAGCUCUGGAUGAGGACUUCACACCCAGGUCCUGCAAGGUGCUGGCUGGCAGCUGGGUUGCAUAUGAAGGAGCCCAGUUCACAGAGAACUUGUAUGUGUUGGAGAAGGGAGAAUACCCCAACACAGAGGCCAUGGGCUUCCUGUCCACAGACUCUACCAUCCGCUCCAUACAGACCACUGGACAUGAGCUUUCUCUGCCCUCCAUCGUCCUGUUCAGUAAGGUGGGCUGUAGAGGUCGCAGGGUGGUGUUGUCAAACGGAGCUGUGAACCUGCUGCAGGCAGGCCUGGAUGCACGCAUACGCUCCCUGGUGGUGGAGGGUGGAAUGUGGGUGUUGUAUGAAGGGAGUAACUACUGUGGUCGGCAGCUGCUCCUGCAGCCGAGUGAAGUGGCUGAUUUGUGCGAGCUCAGCGGCUGGCAGCGAAUAGGAUCCCUGCGUCCAUUACUGCAGAAGCAGAUGUACUUCCAUCUCCGGAACAGGGAGACAGGAUGUAUGAUGUCCCUGACGGGAACUUUGGAUGACGUCAAGCUGAUGAGGGUUCAGGCUGUGGAGGAGACAAGAGGGGUGGAGCAGGUCUGGCUCUAUCGGGACGGGCAGCUUAGCUGCAAGCUGGUGGAGGACUGUUGCCUUGAGACCACAGGCAGCGUGGUGAUGGCGGGCUGCAGGCUCUGUGUUUCCCCAGAGAGAGGCAAAGACAACCAGCUGUGGAACAUCACUCCAGAUGGUCUGGUGCACUGCCACCUCAAACCUGACCUGGUCCUGGAGGUCAAAGGUGGCCAUCAGUAUGACAAGUACCAGGUGAUCCUCAACACAUUUGAUGAGAGAAAAUUAAACCAAAGGUGGACUUUGGAGAUCCUGUGAUCUGAUGAGCCUCCACUCGCCACACAGGCCUCUCCUGCAGCUCUGCCAAGGCACUCAGUGAGCCCUGUGAUGCAGCUCUGCUGUGGAACCUCACAGUUGGGCCUGGUAUAGGGGUUUUGCACAAACGCUGCACUCCUUUGUGACUCCUGUUUACUCUUGUUGAGGAGGGUUACCAUUGACUGGAUCAAAUGUAAUGUAUGUAUGUAAUGUAACCAUCAACCAAAAACAUGCACUCACACACAGUUUGAUGAAAUAGUGGUUUCUCUUUUUCAGAACAUAAAUUUUGCUUAUUUUUAGCGACUUGAUUUUGAACACUGUAUACCAAAGUCUCCUCUCUGUUUUCACUGCAUGUAGUGAGAACUCAGCCCUGUUUCCAUGCUGCAUACCUCUCUUUACUUUAUGGUACUUUUCUACUGCAUGUCUGCUGACAGCUGCAAUAUGAAGUCCAAUGUGCCUACACCAAAGAUCUCAGUAGACUAAGAUGUUUUCUUUUUGUAAUUACUGUGCUCAAAAAUGAUCUCAUGUAAAGUUUUGAUAUCUUUUCAACUAUUCUUUCCUGCUAAAGGUUGUACAAAAGCAUCAUGUGUAUAGAUUGUCAAAACUGCAAUAACAAUUCUGCCCACUGUAAAUAUGUGAAUGUAAAAGAGAAAACUGUUACAAAUGAAAAUAAGAAUAUGACUUUCUUUCUUGUCUUUUAAGAGAAUAAAACAUUUCUUUAGAUUUUA